UAGAGACAGCCUUUCAGGGUCGUGGGAGGGGAACGGGUAACGCUAGCUUGUGGUCCUCCCCUGAGCCCGCUGAGGACACUUGACGCUGUCAUCUGAGCAACAACCUUUCCUGUCCAAUUUGUGAAGAUUAUUUUAAUCAGACCACGGCGCUAACCUGCAAACAUCGUUCUUUUAUAACCCGUCUUAAGGACAGCUGCAAAAAAAAAAAACAGAGGCACUGGUGACUCCCACUGCCGGCCGCUGUCCAUCGUAGCACGCUCUUCCUUUGAUGGAGGAGUUGGCGGUGAGCAGUAUGCUUGAGAAGCCCUGCGAGUCCUUCAAGGAGGGCAUGAGCAGUGAUGACCCGGAGGCCUGCAGGCAACACGGGUUAAUGCUGAAGCUGUUCUGUCUGGAAGACCUGGAACCUAUCUGUACACUCUGUGAGAAAGCCCCGGGCCACGAUGGACACAGGCUCUACGCCUUGAGGGAGGGAACACUUGAUUGCAAGGCGGAACUCAAAAGUGCACUGUUGGCUCUAAAAGAGAAGCUGCCACUAUACAAGAAGGCUAACGCUCUCUGCGAGCACACGGCAGAGCAUAUUAAGAUGCAAGCAGAACACACAGAGAAGCAAAUAAAAGAGGAAUUUGAUGCGAUGCGUCAGUUUCUGAAAGAAGAAGAAGAGGCCCGACUGGGUCUUUUGAAGGCAGAGGUGGAUCACAAGACGGGGAUGAUUAACCAGAGUAUUGAGGACAUGAAGAGCGAGCUGGGAAUCCUCACCAACUCCAUCCACGCUGCGGAGCAGGACAUGAGAUUGUCAGACAUCCCCUUCCUACAAAAUUACAAAGAAACGAUCAAAAGGGUUUUGAGAGUUCCAGUGGACCCGUAUCUGAGGCCGGGAUCACUCGUGGACGUGGCUAAACACAUCGGCUCCCUGAAAUACAAAGUGUGGGAGAAGAUGAAGAAGAGGAUUCAAUUCACGCCUGUAAUCCUGGACCCCAACACAGCCGCCAGCUGCUUCAUCCUGUCAGAGGACCUCACCUCUCUGCAGUCCUGCGCGCAUAUCUUCAAUCUCCCGGACAACCCCGAGCGCUUCGACAAAAGCGCCGAGAUGCUCGGCGCCGAGGGCUUCUGCACCGGACGCCACAGCUGGGACAUCGACGUCAAGGACAACACCUACUGGGUGGUGGGCGUGGCCAGUGACUCCAUCAACAGGAAGGGGAAGCACGUUCUGACCCCGGCCGAGGGCUUCUGGACUAUCCGUUUUCGUAACAAUGAGCACAAGGCCUGCACCGCGCCUUGGGAGCCCCUGGUCAUGAGCAAGCCCCCCCAGGUGGUCCGGGUGGUCUUGGACAUGGACCGAUGCAAGGUGACCUUCUAUGACCCCGGGGAGAGGACCCCGCUCUACACCUUCACAGGCAUCAUUACCCCAAGGGCCUUCCCGUACUUCUGCAGCGCCUGCAAGGAGCACCCGUUGAAGGUUCUACCCGCCAGGAUCUCCCUGUUGACAGACUGAUUCACUGAUCUGCCAAAGUGUUGGAGAAACUUCCAACGAUAAUCCUUUGAAAAAAAUAUGCUUUAACCUGAAUAAAAAAAACGGGAUAGCCUUUUCAUUAUACAUAUGCAUGCGAGUACCUCAGCAAAGUAGAAUGUGGAGUGGAUUGUAUCACAUUGUGAACAGAAGCGCGCAUUCAUUUCACACAGGUGGUUAGGUUUUAAAAUAUUUAUUAUGACUCAGUCAACAAAUCUAUUUCAAAUCUGAUCCAGAUCCGAAUAAAAUAAAG
This is a messenger RNA of Gadus chalcogrammus (walleye pollock), 1760 nucleotides long. RefSeq names its product tripartite motif containing 35-13 (gene trim35-13). Gene Ontology annotation, molecular function: protein binding; zinc ion binding. The transcript has 6 exons. NCBI's taxonomy places the organism in Eukaryota, Metazoa, Chordata, Actinopteri, Gadiformes, Gadidae. The record is from RefSeq and is a predicted model, not a curated record. The coding region runs from base 269 to 1492 and encodes 407 amino acids.